AUGUCGGAAGGUUCAAACUCUGAAUUGGUGGAGGGUGGAGAAUCUGAAUUCCAUAGGACUGGUCUGUCGGAAAGCAGGCGUGGAUCUGCUUCAAGCUUGAGUAUAGUGCUCCCAGCAAAAUCAGAGUUAUGUAGGUAUUACGGUAUACCUGGUGGAUGCGUUCGUGGAGAUGCAUGCUUCUUUGCUCAUGGUGAUGAAGAAAUUCGGAAAAGAUCAAGAAACUUAUCACCAAAUAUGCUUUACAGUCCCUCACCUCUGAUGCGGCUCAUGAAAUUGAAUCAAAUGUCGCCAGAGGAUUUAAAGAAGAAAGUCUUUGUAGGUGGUCUCCCACCAUCUGUUGACUCAGAUGACUUGAGAGUGUUUUUCGAAGAAAAUUUUGGUCCUGUCAGUGAUGCAGUUGUAAUUGGCAGUCAUUCUGGUGACCAAGUUCAGUCUCGUGGUUUCGGAUUUGUAAAAUUCAAGCAUGAGGCAUCGGUUUUACUUGCCAUACAAACUCAUUACAUCCACCUGUUUGGAAAGAAGGUGGAGAUCAAGGGUGCCGUUCCACGCACAGGAGUAUCCCAUCUUGAGACUUCUGAAAGAAGUUUCCCGAUGACAAGAUCAUUGUCACCUGAGGCUUCUUUUGGGGGUACUUCGAGCUCAAGUUUGCUGACACCAAAGCUGCCGUUUACAAAUCUCAAUUGCAAUGCAGAAAGUGAAGAGCCAGCUCAGUGGACGAAGAGAGGAAACCAAGGUGCCGAUGAUCAGUCAUCGAAGAAAAAAAAAGCCGUAUCAGAAGGUGGCUCAUCUACGGCACCCACAUGCAAUGCCGGCGCACAAUGGGUGUUACGGUUCAAGCAAUGGCUUCCGAGUUUCUUGAUUGAGGUCUACAACCGCUUAAAGGAAGGAGAGUGGUACCCAUUAUCUUCGUUAAAGGGAGAUUUCAGAGCCACUUGUGGUUUAGAGUUAGACCACACGAGCAUUGGCUAUCAUAAACUCCAUGAUUUUAUCAAAUCCCAUCCAGAAUUGUGCAAAAUCAAGAUUGUACCUGUAGGAUUAGGCCCGGCCACUCACAUGGUGCUUCUUCCUGCCUCAAUGUGGACGAGAUCGACUGGGCGCCAUCAGAUGGAAGGCAGAACAUUGAUGGAAGAUGGGCGGUCAUAUGCAGCUGCAAUUUCCCGCGGGAAAGCAAGAAUCGUGACAGAGAAUGUUCAAUCUCCCGUGGUUUCUUCCAUGACGACAACUAUGGCUCCUCUCCGAAGAGCCAUGAAUGCAUAUGACAGAUAUGCAGUCUCUUCUCAAGAUUUGAAUUUUGCAGACUCUUUUCAGCAACUUGCUGAGAACAAAAGGAUUGGGAACUCAGAGAAUAAUGCUUUGAAAGCAUCAAGUUCCUUGGGUCAAAUUGGAACUAUUGGACAAACAUCAAUGUUCCCAAGCCAGAAUGGAAUGCGAGGGGGAUUAGAGGACCUGGGAUCUGUAGGAUCCUCUAGGAGCAGCAACGGAACGCCAAGUGGUCAUACUGAGAAUUUUUACUCCCUCUUCUCAGAAAACAACAAUGCAUGUAUACACAAUGGAAGCGCGUCCAGGGGCACCUUUACACAAAGUUCUGAUCCUCAUGUCAUAGGUAACUUCAUGGAGGAGCCAAGAACACCAGUGCUUCAAGGGAACUUGAAAUCGUUUUCAACCUACGAAAAUCAGCCGAUACAUCAACCAUACAAUAUAUGGGAUCAUAAGUUUCCUGAUAUCAUGAUGAUGAGUGGUGACAACGAGACAGAAGUUUGGAGAUCACCAAAUUGA
This is a messenger RNA of Marchantia polymorpha subsp. ruderalis, 1776 nucleotides long. Lineage: Eukaryota; Viridiplantae; Streptophyta; Marchantiopsida; Marchantiales; Marchantiaceae. The record is from the annotation of a GenBank genome assembly.